This is a messenger RNA of Rhincodon typus (whale shark), 900 nucleotides long. RefSeq names its product low-density lipoprotein receptor-related protein 1-like. The record is from RefSeq and is a predicted model, not a curated record. NCBI's taxonomy places the organism in Eukaryota, Metazoa, Chordata, Chondrichthyes, Orectolobiformes, Rhincodontidae. The transcript has 5 exons. The annotation marks the transcript as partial.
ACGUGGAGCAGAUGGCCAUCGACUGGCUAACGGGCAAUUUCUACUUUGUCGAUGACGUGGAUGACCGCAUCUUCGUGUGCGAUGAGAAGGGUGACACCUGCAUUAUCCUCCUGGAUGUGGAGCUCUACAAUCCCAAGAGCAUCGCUUUGGAUCCCACCAUGGGGAAGGUGUUCUUCACCGACUAUGGGCAGGUCCCCAAGGUGGAGAGGUGCGACAUGGAUGGCCAGAACCGCUCCAAGCUGGUCGACAGCAAGAUCGUCUUCCCCCACGGCCUGGCCCUGGACCUGGUCAACAAGCUGGUCUACUGGGCCGACGCCUACCUGGACUACAUAGAGGUGGUGGACUACGAGGGGAAAAACCGCCAGGCCAUCAUCCAGGGCCAGUUUAUCGAACACCUCUAUGGGUUGACCGUCUUUGAGAACUACCUGUACGCCACCAAUUCGGACAAUGCCAAUGCGCAACAGAAGACCAGCGUCCUGAGGGUGAACCGCUUCAACAAGACGGACUUCCAGGUGGUGACCAGGGUCGAGAAAGGUGGGGCCCUCCACGUCUACCACCAGAGGAGACAACCAACAGUGCGGAGUCACGCCUGUGCUGUGGACCAGUUCAACAAGCCAGGAGGCUGCUCUGAUAUCUGCCUCCUGGGGAACAGCCACAAGUCCCAGCCCGACCACGAGCUGUUCCUGGUGUACGGGAAAGGACGCCCAGGCAUCAUUCGUGGAAUGGACAUGAACGCCAAGGUGCCCGACGAGUACAUGAUCCCCAUUGAGAACCUCAUCAACCCCAGGGCCUUGGACUUCCACGCCGAGACCGGCUACAUCUACUUCGCCGACACCACCAGCUACCUCAUCGGGAGGCAGAAGAUAGACGGCACAGAGCGCGAGACCAUCCUCAAAUCCG